Lycium ferocissimum is the source of this 523-nucleotide messenger RNA. RefSeq names its product lipid transfer protein EARLI 1-like. The transcript has 2 exons. The record is from RefSeq and is a predicted model, not a curated record. The coding region runs from base 1 to 360 and encodes 119 amino acids. NCBI's taxonomy places the organism in Eukaryota, Viridiplantae, Streptophyta, Magnoliopsida, Solanales, Solanaceae.
AUGGUCACUUGCCCUGUUCCUAAACCUAAACCUAAACCAAAACCAAAGCCAAAGCCAAAGCCAACCCCAAAGCCGUGCCCCCCUCCUCCUUUGAAAGAAGGCAAAUGCCCAACUGAUGCAUUAAAAUUAGGUGUUUGUGCUAAUGUGCUUAAUGGUUUGUUGAAUGUAACACUUGGAACUCCACCAGUAAAACCAUGCUGCAGUCUUAUAGAAAAUCUUGUCGACUUGGAGGCUGCUGUUUGCCUUUGCACUGCACUUAAGGCUAACAUUUUGGGAAUCAACCUUAAUCUCCCUAUUUCCCUUAACUUACUUCUUAAUGUUUGCAGCAAGAAGGCUCCACAGGGCUUUACUUGUCCCUAAAUGAUUCUAUAAUUUUUUUUUUUUGUCUCUGAAUCUGGUUUUUUAUAUUCAUUUGUUUAGCAGUUUCUGAUGUUCAAUUUAGCUGCUUGCACUAAACUUCUUGUUAGGUGCAAAGUUGUAAUGUGUUUAGGAUUGUCAUUAUUGGAAAGGGCUCUUGUAUGGA